CUGCGGCUGGUUCCUCAUCCGAACCGCUCUGGCCCCCAAGCUACUUUGCCCUUGGCCUUCCUGAUUAUUUACGGUUAUACCGUUCAGGUUAUGAUAGCUGCCGGUGACCGGGAACCUGAGAGCCGAAGCUCUUCCCCAGCUCUCGGAUUCCCUCGCCUCAGGUUCUUUCGAUACCGGCGUUUGAGGUAGCCGGAUAGACACAAGGUAAAAAGAAACACAAGAAAAUUCCAAUUUGGGCCAUUUGUAUUUAUUAUUUACGUAGGAUGCCGACUUCGAAGAGUCACCGGAGAGUACCGGAGGAGAAGAAUCGGAGGGGAAGACUAACUCACAAAUCGUCGUCGUUUCACGGACAGAAUACGAUUGCUAUGGCAGCGGAGCUUCGGCGGCCGAAGACGCUGCCGGAAUUGCUCUCCUCUAAGAACGUGGUGGGAACGACGUCGCCGGAGGGACGCCCAAAGCUGACGAAGUUGCUGCUGAACGUGACGAUCCAGGGGAGCCUCGGGCCCGUACAGGUGGUGAUGACGCCGGAAUCGAUGGUAUCCGAUCUGAUCGCCACGGCUGUGCGGCUUUACGCGAAGGAAGGCCGCCGGCCAAUCUUGCCGACCACCGACCCCUCCCUGUUCGACCUCCAUUACUCGCAGUUCAGCUUAGAAAGCUUGGAUAGGGAGGAGAAUCUGAUGGCACUGGGAUCGAGGAACUUUUUCCUGUGCCCUAGAAAGCCUGCGGUGGACGGUGGCACAACGACGCCGUCUUCAACGUGUUCAAAACAGGCUGAGAAAGCUUCCAAAAGCGGCGGCUUUGCUUGGCUCAAGUUCAUGGAUUUCUUGCUGUAGACUACUAGACUCUAGCUGGGUGGUGGCCUACUACCACAUUCUUGUUCUUUAAAGUUUGGUCGGUUUGUAAUUAUGUCUGGUUUUUCUUUUUUAGAUUUUUUGAACAUUUUCAUAGCAUGCAAAAUUGCAAUCCAAUCAUAAAUCGAUUAGAAUAUUGUACAGUUAAACUUGGUCCCAUUCUAUUUCUACCCGUUGUCCAUCGCUAGUGGGGAUAGGAUUGAUUGAUUUGGAUUUACACUUUUUCACAUCCUGUAAUAAUGCGAAGACAAACUUCAAUUGCCUGCU
Corylus avellana is the source of this 1118-nucleotide messenger RNA. RefSeq lists its product as uncharacterized. Lineage: Eukaryota; Viridiplantae; Streptophyta; Magnoliopsida; Fagales; Betulaceae. The record is from RefSeq and is a predicted model, not a curated record.